AAUGGACGACGACUUUUUAUUGGUGUUUGUCAUCGUGGCGGUUUGUGUUGCACUUGCCGCUAUAGUGGCCAUAGUUAUACUAUUGUUAGGAUCUUCACACGCAAGUGAUAUACGGUCUUCAAAACGAGAAAAACCCGCAACAUGUCUCAUCAUCGCUGGCUCUGGAGGCCACACCACUGAAAUUCUUCGCUUAAUGGCUGGUCUGAGCCACCUGUACAAACCAAGGCAUUUUGUCAUCGCCAAUACAGAUAAAAUGAGUGAAGAGAAAAUCCAUACCUUCCAGCAAACACAGGAUGCCAGCAUUGAGUAUCAUAUCCACAAAGUACCCAGAAGUCGUGAGGUCAGUCAGUCCUGGAUUACCUCCCUUCUAUCCACCCUUUAUGCCUUGACUCACUCCAUUCCGCUUGUGCUCAAGUUGAAGCCCGAUUUGGUGCUGUGUAAUGGCCCAGGGACCUGUGUGCCUCUAGUUAUCACUGCAGCCUUUCUCAGGAUGUUACACAUUCAUCUUGUGAAGAUCAUAUACGUGGAGAGCAUCUGUCGAGUGCAAACCCUCUCCCUCUCAGCAAAACUCGUCUAUUUUUUCUGUGAUCAUCUCCUUGUGCAGUGGCCUCAGUUACAGAAGAGGUACCCAGGCACAGAAUAUAUCGGCCGAUUAGUCUGAUGAAAGAAAACGUCUCACAUUGUCGUCCAAAU
Liolophura sinensis is the source of this 693-nucleotide messenger RNA. RefSeq names its product UDP-N-acetylglucosamine transferase subunit ALG14 homolog. Gene Ontology annotation, molecular function: N-acetylglucosaminyldiphosphodolichol N-acetylglucosaminyltransferase activity. Bases 2 to 661 code for a protein of 219 amino acids. Gene Ontology annotation, biological process: dolichol-linked oligosaccharide biosynthetic process. The transcript has 5 exons. Gene Ontology annotation, cellular component: UDP-N-acetylglucosamine transferase complex. The record is from RefSeq and is a predicted model, not a curated record. Lineage: Eukaryota; Metazoa; Mollusca; Polyplacophora; Chitonida; Chitonidae.